This is a messenger RNA of Anopheles maculipalpis, 1106 nucleotides long. Its product is annotated as achaete-scute complex protein T8-like. Bases 1 to 1101 code for a protein of 366 amino acids. Lineage: Eukaryota; Metazoa; Arthropoda; Insecta; Diptera; Culicidae. The transcript has a single exon. The record is from RefSeq and is a predicted model, not a curated record. Gene Ontology annotation, biological process: regulation of transcription by RNA polymerase II; developmental process. Gene Ontology annotation, molecular function: RNA polymerase II transcription regulatory region sequence-specific DNA binding; DNA-binding transcription factor activity, RNA polymerase II-specific; protein dimerization activity.
AUGUCAUCACUCAACCCCCCGAAGCGGAUGAAGCUGAAGGAGAACCAGAUGGUGGUAACGGUGCGUGACUUUACACCGGGGACGCUGAAACGCAAGCUACCGCUCGGUAAUUACAUCAGCGCGGACAACGUCCUACCAACGGUAAGCGUCCAAACGCUCACCAAACAGCUCAGCAACGUUGGUGCCACACCCGGCCGGAAGCGUGCCGGCAGUUCCGAACCAAGAACCGGCGCGUCCGCCGUCGAGCGUCGUAACGCGCGUGAACGCAACCGCGUGCAGCAGGUAAACAAUGGUUUUGCCGCGUUACGGCAGCGCAUCCCGGACGAAAUUGCGGAAGCGUUCGAGGCAGGCACAACGGCACGCGGUGCCCACAAGAAGCUCAGCAAGGUGGAAACGCUCCGGAUGGCUGUGGAGUACAUCAAAAGCUUGGAGCGUUUGCUCGAACAUUCCGGCACGGCCGGCCGCGUACCGACCGCCUUCCCCGAGGACACACCCGACACUCAACUACCCGCCACACCGCCCCCAGAACCGGUGGGUCUAUCCGGUAACUUCUUUCUAGCAAUCAAACCACGCACCAACAAGCUCGAACACACCGGUUCCGGGAUGCCGGAUCCCACCGGUACGGGGACGCUCGAUCAAACGCAAAUCACCAUCAUCAACGGUCACCAGUACAUGCGCAUCCCCGGUACCAACACGUUCCAGUAUCUCGAUCCGGAAAGCCUGCACGACGAGGAGGACAGCUCGACCGAGCGGCCCGCCGAGGAGGAGGAUACGUGCUCGAGCAGCGGUGAUCUACUGAGCGAGUCCGCCAUCGCACUAUCGCCCCAGAGCAACUUUACGCUCGAACCGGAUACGGACUCGAAGCGGGAUGUGGACUCACUGUACCAUUCGAUUGUGUCCCAACCGGACGGGUCCGUGUUCGAUCAGCAGCAGUACGACGAUCUGAUGCUGAUCAAAUCGGAGCUGCAGGAUGAAGCGGACCUGGCGGAGGAUGCAUCGUUUUUGAGCUGGUUCGAGGCGAAUCAGCAGCUACAGCUGCAGCAGCAGCUGCAGCAACAUCUACAGCAACAGCUCCAGAACCAGCAGAAUUUGCUGGAGUGAGCGGC